Molecule: messenger RNA, 1134 nt
Organism: Solanum verrucosum
Lineage: Eukaryota; Viridiplantae; Streptophyta; Magnoliopsida; Solanales; Solanaceae
Exons: 4
Coding region: 43-990 (315 amino acids)
Cellular component (GO): membrane
Molecular function (GO): oxidoreductase activity, acting on the CH-OH group of donors, NAD or NADP as acceptor
Source: RefSeq, a predicted model, not a curated record
AUGAAGAAAAUACAAAGAUAAGUAAAUCAGACGAAAAAAAUAAUGGAUACUUGUAAAAAAGAAAAAUUGAAGGAGAAAAGAGAAAAGAGACGCCAAGACAUCUCUCUUUUAAGUACUAUUCCUUAUUCCGAACAUCGAAAAUGGUGGUCAUCUGAUACUGUUGCUGUUGUGACGGGCGCGAAUAGAGGGAUUGGAUUUGAGAUUGCUCAUCAACUAGCAUCACAUGGAUUAACAGUAGUUCUUACUUCACGAGAAACUGGAGUUGGUGAAGAAGCAGUGAAAGUAAUGCAAGAAGGAGGUUUAAAUGUUGCAUUUCAUCAAUUAGAUAUCGUUGAUCAUGCAUCGAUUGAAGCAUUUUCUGAUUGGAUCAAAGAAACAUAUGGUGGCUUAGAUAUACUGAUCAAUAAUGCAGGAGUGAGUUUCAAUGUUGGUACAGAGAAUUCCAUGGAAAAUGCUGAAACUGUUAUCCAAACGAACUACGUUGGCACCAAAAAUAUGACAAAAGCGAUGAUUCCUUUGAUGAGGACGUCUCAUUAUGGUGCUCGUAUUGUUAGUGUAACCUCUCGAUUGGGAAGACUACAUGGAAAAAAGAAUAGAAUUACGAAUGUCAGCUUGAGACAGCAGUUGGAGGAUGUUGAUUCCCUAACAGAGGAAGUCAUUGAUAAUGUUAUGAAGAUAUUUUUGGAACAAGUAAAAGACGGUACAUGGGAGUCAGGGGGAUGGCCUCAAGUAUUCACUGAUUACUCAGUGUCAAAGGUUGCAGUGAAUGCAUAUACUAGGCUAAUGGCAAGGAUACUCGAAGAUCGUCCAGAGGGUCAUAAGAUUUACAUCAAUUGUUAUUGUCCGGGUUGGGUGAAGACCGCGAUGACUGGUUGGGCAGGGCAUAUAUCUCCUGAAGAUGCUGCUGAUACUGCAGUCUGGCUUGCUCUUCUCCCUGACCAGUUUGUAAGUGGUAAGUUUUUUACUGAAAGGCGCGAGAUAAGCUUUUAAGGUAGACACUGAAAGGUCAUUCCAGAUAGAUACUGCUUGACAGUCAUUACAUUGCUAUCUGUCUUUACCAGUUGGUGUGAAAAAGAGAAGCGUAGAUGCCCUGGUGAGUAGGUGUGAGAGGUUGGAAGUGGUAGGUGUUUGGAG